Messenger RNA from Trifolium pratense (red clover), 1599 nucleotides. Its product is annotated as pleiotropic drug resistance protein 1-like. Gene Ontology annotation, molecular function: ATP hydrolysis activity; ATP binding. The transcript is spliced from 10 exons. Bases 733 to 1278 code for a protein of 181 amino acids. NCBI's taxonomy places the organism in Eukaryota, Viridiplantae, Streptophyta, Magnoliopsida, Fabales, Fabaceae. The record is from RefSeq and is a predicted model, not a curated record.
AUUCCCAAUUAUCCCUAAUUUGUUCAUUUGUUCAUACGUACGCGAAGAAGCAACGAUCUAAACCUCCGAUCGUCCCAAUCAUCCCAGUUCCUCAAAUCGUCCCAAUUUCUUCAAAUCAAACACUCCUGCGCCAAAUCCCAAUCAUUCUCCAAUCUCCAAUUUCAUUCGGUUUCAUUCUCCAAACCCUAGACGGCCGACGACCCUGCAGAACGCUUAAUCGCCUCCAAAUCUCUUCGUUUUCAUUCGGUAAAGGGGUGGAGCUGUUUUCUGUGUUAGGCGGUGGUUGCUGCUCCUGCGUGUUGACUGCUGCUGUGCAGGGGCUGGUGUUGCUGUUUUUUGGUGUUGUCAUCUUUGUUUGAAGUUAGAAGGUUCAAUCACGGUCUCAUCUACAGGUACCGAUUCUAUUUCAAAACAUAUAUAGAAGCUAUAAACUUAGAUGCAAUGCAAUAACAGUGAGUUUCUACUAGUGGAGUGGCAGAUUUUUUGCAAGAAGUGACAUCAAGGAAAGAUCAAGAGCAAUACUGGGAACACAAGGAUCAGCCUUAUAGAUUUGUCACAGCUGAAGAGUUUUCUGAGGCAUUUCAAUCAUUUCAUGUUGGCAUAAGACUUGGUGAUGAACUUGGUACUGAAUUUGACAAGUCUCAGAGCCAUCCAUCUUCCUUGACAACCAAGAAAUAUGGAGUAGGAAAAUGGGAACUGUAUAAAGCUUGCUCAUCAAGAGAAUUUUUACUUAUGAAGCGCAAUUCAUUUGUCUACAUUUUCAAGCUUUGCCAAGUCCUAUUGAACUCUCUGCAUGUACUUCCAAGUAGAAAACAACAUUUAAAUAUUCUCAGGAAUGUUAGUGGAAUAAUAAAGCCUUCAAGAAUGACAUUGCUUUUGGGCCCUCCAAGUUCUGGAAAAACCACACUCCUGUUGGCCUUGGCUGGAAAACUUGAUCCAAAAUUGAAGUUUUAUGGAAAGGUGACUUAUAAUGGUCAUGAGAUGAAUGAGUUUGUGCCUCAAAGAACUGCUGCUUAUGUGGAUCAGCAUGAUCUUCACAUAGGAGAAAUGACUGUUAGAGAAACUUUGGCCUUCUCAGCAAGAGUCCAAGGAGUCGGGCCUCGUUAUGACUUGCUAGCCGAAUUGUCCAGAAGAGAAAAAGAUGCAAAUAUCAAGCCUGAUCCAGAUAUUGAUGUGUACAUGAAGGCUAUAGCAACUGAAGGCCAGAAGACAAAUUUGAUUACAGAUUAUGUCCUAAGGGUUUUGGGACUAGAGGGCAUUGAAACAUGUUCAGUUUAAUCGAGCUGCUCAUAUACUAAAUUCAGUUACGAAUUUCAUUGGAAAGAGGAAUGCAGUCUGGAAAAUUGGGAAUAGGAUAUUCAAUGUAUUGUAGUAGGAAGGGAAUGGGGUGUGGCUUAUUUGGUGGCCAGCCUUAUGGCUGGUUCUUUACAAGGUUACAUUAGAGUUAUAAUGCCUAGUUUUACAACUAAGGUUAUAUGUUAUACGGAUAGUUUUUUCAACUGCGAUGAUUGAAAAAAUUGCUUAAAUUAUUCAAAAGUCAUGUAUCAUGGAUAUAUUACUUCUUUAAUUUGUUCUUUGUGUUUUUUGGAUUUACCCCUA